AUGCACCUCUGCGCUUCACCACCGACUCCUUCCGAUGAUGCAGACAUGGCUGAGCUAGCUGUUGCCGUAGCACGCCCACCUCCAGAUGGUGGAUAUGGCUGGGUGUGUGUGGCAACGUGUUUCACCAUCAAUUGUUUUACCUGGGGUACUGUCUCCGCUUAUGGCAUCUACCUAUCGCACUACCUAGUGGAUAAUGUUUUCCCUGAAGCAUCUUCCUGGGACUAUGCAUUCAUUGGAGGCUUCAACUUUGCCAUCGCUAUGCUCCUUGCACCUUUCGUCACUGUCUUCUGUCGCAAAUUCGGUAUUCAUGUUAUCAUGUGCUGUGGACUGGUCUUCCAGCUUGGUGGCUUCAUUGCCGCCUCAUUCGCAACUCGUAUAUGGCAGCUACACAUCUCGCAGGGCGUCUUAAUUGGCUCUGGGAUCGGUUUCUUAUAUAUACCCUGCCUCCCAGUCCUUUCCCAGUGGUUCGAUCGAAGACGAAGUUUAGCCAAUGGUAUCAGUGCGGCAGGGUCUGGUGUUGGCGGUGCGGCGUUUGCAUGGGGUACUGAAGCUAUGAUCCAGCGCAUGAGCAUCAGCUGGGCCUUGCGCAUUACCGGUAUCGUCGCCUUCGUCGCCAAUGCUACUGCGAUAGCAUUCAUACGUGAUAGGAAUAAGGCCAUUCGACCAUCUCAGCUUGGAUUUGAUACCAAACUUCUCCGGCGUUACGAAGUACUACUGCUCCUCGCUUGGAUCUUCAUCAGUAUGCUGGGAUACGUUGUCCUGCUCUUCUCAUUGUCUGACUUCGCGCUAUCGAUCGGGCUCUCUAGAUCACAAGCCACCGAUAUGAUAGGAUUUCUGAACGUCGGUACUGCUGUUGGGCGACCAUUGAUCGGCGUGUUGAGCGAUCGAUGGAGCAGAGUCGACACAGCAGGGGCUCUGACUUUGCUGUGUGGGAUCUGUUGCUUCGCGUUCUGGUUGCCUGCGGCAUCAUACCCACUGACUGUAUUCUUUGUCAUAAUUUGCGGCGCUGUUGUUGGAGUAUUUUGGAUGACAAUCGGUCCACUUUGCGUUGAGGUGGCAGGCAUCAAGAACUUGCAGUCGCUGUUGUCUCUGUCGUGGAUGGCAGUGAUAAUUCCAGUAACAGUUUCUGAGGGAAUCGCUCUCAAGUUGAGGCGUCCAGCAUCCUCACGAGAGUAUCUCUAUACCCAGAUCUUUGCAGGUCUCUCGUAUGUCGUAGCCAGCGGCUUCAUGUUCCAGCUUCAUAGAGUGAAACGACGCCAAAAAUCUCCCACUCAAUAG
Messenger RNA from Alternaria arborescens, 1278 nucleotides. RefSeq lists its product as hypothetical. Bases 1 to 1278 code for a protein of 425 amino acids. NCBI's taxonomy places the organism in Eukaryota, Fungi, Ascomycota, Dothideomycetes, Pleosporales, Pleosporaceae. The record is from RefSeq and is a predicted model, not a curated record. Gene Ontology annotation, biological process: transmembrane transport. The transcript has 4 exons. Gene Ontology annotation, molecular function: transmembrane transporter activity.